Vigna angularis (adzuki bean) is the source of this 1411-nucleotide messenger RNA. RefSeq names its product trihelix transcription factor ASR3. Bases 29 to 1183 code for a protein of 384 amino acids. The transcript has 3 exons. Lineage: Eukaryota; Viridiplantae; Streptophyta; Magnoliopsida; Fabales; Fabaceae. The record is from RefSeq and is a predicted model, not a curated record.
GUCUUUCACUGAAACAAAGGGUGUGAUCAUGGCAGAGGAAUCAGCAGAAAAAAUCUGUGAAGGUGUCUCUGAGUCUCCAACUACUACCCCAGUUGGAGGACAGACACCCCUAGAGGGUGACUCCAAGACACGAAGAAUCAAAGCCACGAGACACCCUCGAUGGACCAGACAAGAAACUCUUGUUCUGAUAGAGUCUAAGAAAAUGGUGGAAAGUGGGGAACAAGGUUGUCGGUUUAGAUCAGCUUCGGGGUUCAUCCAAAGCGAUCCCAAAUGGGAGAUGGUGUCAUCGUUUUGUCAGCAACGUGGGGUGAAGAGAGGGGCGGUUCAGUGCAGGAAAAGGUGGGGCAAUCUCCUCACUGAUUUCAGGAAGAUAAAAAAGUGGGAAUCGGGGGUGAAGGAGGAGAGUGAGUCGUUUUGGAUCAUGAGAAAUGAUGUGAGGAAGGAGAAGAAGCUUCCGGGUUUCUUUGACUCGGUGGUGUACAAUGUGUUGGAUGGAGGGGUGUGCACCACUGUUGCAUUUCCCUUGACACUGGUGAAGAUGGUGCCCAAAGUGGAGAAUGGUUUUGCUGAGGUGGUGGGUCCAGAACAAUGCAAGGAGAAUGAGGAGGAAGAAGAGGAGGAGGAGGAUGAGGCCAUCGUCGAUAGUGAGAAAAUGAGUUGGAGCACCGAAGAAGAGAAUGUGGAGACCAGCGUAGCUGCAAAUAUGGCCAAUGGUGUUUUGAAAGUGCCACCAGGUUUCAAGGAGAAAGAGAUCACUGGGAGUCUCAGAAACACCCCCUUACUCUCACUGCCUACUCCAGCAGAGAAGCAGCAGCAGCAGCCGCCAUCUUGCCAAGGGAACUAUGAUCCUUGUAAUCAAACCAAUUUACUUCUGCUGUGUAGUAUAUGUUUGUCACUUUUGUUCAGUUCGACUGUGAUGCAAUGCUUUCAGAGGGAACCUGUAUUUCAGCAUGGAUACAAGAGAAAGCGGGUAUCAUCGGACAGUAGUGAGGACAACACAGAUUUCGACAACAGUAUUACCAAAUUGCUUAGGAGAAACAGUGAGAUACUGAAAGCCCAUCUUGGAACUCAGAACAUAAAUUAUGAAUUGGCCAGGAACCAGCAGAAGCAGCAAACUGACAUCUUAGUUGCAGCCCUUGGCAAGCUCACCGAUGCUCUCACAAAGAUUGCUGACAAGCUGUAAAUGAAUUCAUAUCACAAAGGAUAUGCAUAUUACUGCUAAUUAUUGCACUAGAUUUAAUCAUCAUUAUUUUACCCUCUUUUAAUUAGCACUUCAUUUACCUUUACCGAUUUGCUUUUUGGGAGAAUUAUUCUUCAUAUUGUUUUCAUGAAGUUGAAAGUUUAUUCUUUCAACUCGAUCCAGAUUGCAAAUCCAUUUUUCUUAGGUCGGACAUAUACCAUCUAGCUGCUU